AUGGCGGCACGCGUGCGCCGCAUACCGACGGCACCACUGCGAUUAUCGCAAUCUUCCCUCAUCCGAUGUGCGACGGCUUCGUACCAGCAGCAACAACGCCUGCAGAGCACGGCGACCAACCACUUCGUCCCGCGGUCGACCACCAUCAGCGCGACGGAUGAUGGAGCAUGGAAAGGAGCAGGAGGAUUCCUCCUAGCGGUCAAGGACAACAUCGCGACGUUGGGGCUGCCUACUCAGUGCGCCUCGGGGAUACUGCAGGGCCACAUGUCGCCCUUUGAGGCGACGGUCGUGCGGCAGCUGCGGGCGCGGGGCGGCACGGUGGUGGGCAAGACCAACAUGGAUGAGUUCGGCAUGGGGUCGCACUCGACGCACUCUGUGCACGGGCCGGUACGGAACCCGCUGGACACCAGUCUCUCCGCCGGCGGCAGCUCGGGCGGCAGCGCCGUGGCCGUGGCCGUGGGCGACGCGGACGUGGCGCUGGGAACCGACACGGGCGGAUCGAUCCGCCUGCCCGCCGCGUACACGGGGUGCGUGGGCUACAAGCCCAGCUACGGGAUGCUGUCGCGGCACGGCGUCGUGCCCUACGCCAACUCACUGGACACGGUAGGCCUGCUGGCGCGCAGCGUCGGACCCAUCCGGGAGCUCGUUGUAGACGGCGGGCUGGACCGGGAGCACGACCCGCAGGACCCGACUUCGCUGUCCGACCCGACACGUCGGCGCUGCGCAGGGGUCCGCCAGCCGAUGCUGGGCCCCCUCUCCGGGCUGACGGUGGGCAUCCCGCUCGACUACAACGUCGAGGAGCUCGACCCCCUGAUCCGCGAGGCGUGGACAGCGGUCGCCGAGGCCCUGGCCGCCCGGGGCGUCAGCGUCGUGCCGGUAUCGCUGCCUACGACGCGCGACGCGCUGGCUGCAUACUACGUGCUCGCACCGGCCGAGGCGUCGUCCAAUCUGGCCAAGUACGACGGUGUGCGGUACGGUGUGCGGUACGGUGUGCGGUACGGCGACUCCUCCUCCUCUCCUCCUACCGAGUCGUCGACAACGGGAGACGACGAGACGACGCUCUACUCUGACACGCGCGGCGCCGGUUUCGGCCAAGAAGUCAAGCGCCGCAUCCUCCUGGGCACGUACACGCUCAGCUCCGACGCCAUGGACAACUACUUCAUCCAGGCGCAGCGGGUGCGUCGUCUCGUCCAGCGCGACUUCGACCGCGUCUUCCGCCUGGCCAACCCGCUCUACGAGCCGCCGCAGUUCGACCUCAGCGACAUGGACGACGCGACGCUGCUGCGCGACAAGCAGGGCCCCGAACAGGUGGACUUCCUGCUGUGCCCCACAGCGCCCACCCUCCCCCCACGGCUCCAGGACCAGUCCGAGUGCGACGGCGGCGGCAGUGUCGUCGACGCGUACACGAAUGAUGUCCUGACCGUGCCUGCUAGUCUGGCCGGUCUGCCCGCCAUUAGUGUGCCCGUCAAGACUGGGGGUGCGCUUCCGACCGGGAUGCAGCUUAUCGCGCAGUACUGGGAUGAUGCGAGGCUGCUGGCUAUGGCAGAGGAGUUGGAGAAGAUGGUGACUCCGUAG
Messenger RNA from Geosmithia morbida, 1575 nucleotides. RefSeq names its product aspartyl-tRNA(Asn)/glutamyl-tRNA(Gln) amidotransferase subunit A. Bases 1 to 1575 code for a protein of 524 amino acids. The transcript has a single exon. Gene Ontology annotation, cellular component: glutamyl-tRNA(Gln) amidotransferase complex; mitochondrion. Gene Ontology annotation, biological process: mitochondrial translation; glutaminyl-tRNAGln biosynthesis via transamidation. NCBI's taxonomy places the organism in Eukaryota, Fungi, Ascomycota, Sordariomycetes, Hypocreales, Bionectriaceae. Gene Ontology annotation, molecular function: glutaminyl-tRNA synthase (glutamine-hydrolyzing) activity. The record is from RefSeq and is a predicted model, not a curated record.